AUGGUGCUUCGGAAACAGCCUCCUCCUCGCUUGGACGACCUUGGCAAGUGGAAUGCUCGUUCUGAGUCGAAUUCACCAACUUCCUCCAAAUCUCCAAUCUUUCAUCGUCGGGCUCGUCUGAAUCCGAUUCACUCCGAGGAUUCUAUAUACUCCCCAGACCUCAACACAUCACCAGCUUUCGACCUUAUGCCGCUCGAGGAUGCACAGAGGUCCCCGGUGGGAUCGCCAUCCAGCCACAUGUCAACCUCUUGGGCCGAGGCUGCAGAAGACCACCCAGCCACCCUCGACGGGCCAUACUCGGCUGGCACGGCAGAAACCAAGAAGGAAUGGCUCCCUCAAAAGAGCCCGCUGAGAUCACGAAGUACCAAUGACAAUACAAUGGGAGAUCAGUUUCAAUCAAAAAAUCCGUUCUUGAAACGUAAGCCGGUAGCCGCUAGAACGAAUUCGUCAGACACGAAUGAUUGGAAGGAUCGCAAUUCACAAAUCACCACAAAUGGUGAUGGUCUGAGCCCAUCGGAGGGAUUCAUUCCCAUGACAGCCCGUUUAUCAUUGUUGGAUGAGCCUGAAGAGUCCUCUUGGGAGCGCUCUAUACCUCAGGUUAAACCCCCAAUUCCAGAUUACCAAACAUAUGAACUAUCCCCGUCUGAAUCGCAACAUUCGAUUAAAAUCUCAGCACCCAGAGAAAUUUAUCUAGAGGGACAAGCCAAUACUUAUGCCCCAGCCGUUGUGGUUCAGCCCUCUGAACAAUCGGAUACAUAUGGCCCGCUGCCAUCAUACGGUCAUGAUAUAUUAGGAUCAGAGGCUGGAAGUCGUGCAGUUUCAGCGGUAUCGAGUGGGACUUCAGCCACUUCUCAUGAGCUAAUAGACCUGGAUACUCAUAGCAACCUGGGCGUGGAAACAGGGACUCAAAUUGUUGUACCGUCAAUACUCUCAUCAGAUGGUGUUAGCAGAAAUGGCCAAAAUAUAUCAUCUGGGCUUUUGUCACAUUCAUCACUACUUGAUAACCAACAAUUUCGACCUCCUUCAAUACAGCGCCCGAAACUCUCACCCGCAGAUGAAGCCAGGCAACGAGAACAACGAUCAGAAACAUAUUCGAUUCGGCAAAUCAAUUGGACUGAUCGGACUGGAAACCUGAUUCAGUCACCCAUCUUGGUCCAAAACGAAAACGGACCGUGCCCACUACUUGCGCUCAUUAAUGCAUUGGUGCUGCGUGCCGACUCCAACUCCCAGUCGCCGAUUGUCAGAGCCCUGAGCACACGAGAACAAAUAUCCUUGGGAUUGCUGAUUGAAGCUCUUUUUGAGGAACUGAUAACUUGCCUUGGCCCUGACCAGGAGUUUCCUGAUAUUGAGGACCUGUCACAAUUUCUCACCAUGCUACAUACGGGGAUGAAUGUAAAUCCCAGUCUUACUUUGGAGUCUGCGGAUUCUCUCGGCACGUUUCUUCAAACCUCGGAUCUUCGCCUGUACAGUACAUUCGGCGUACCUAUUAUCCAUGGAUGGAUUUCUUCAUGGUCAAGCCCUGCACACGCUGCAAUGACCCGAGCUGGUAAUUUUCAUGAAGAUAUCCAACUCUUACCUUUUCGCAAGCAAGAACUCGAAGAUCGCAUUAUGAGAGGGGAGUCUUUGACAACCGAGGAAGAGCAGCAGAUGGCAGACAUUCAGGAAAUCCAAGGUUUCGUCGAAUUUGAGAAUGCAACUCAAUUAAGUCCGUUCGGAUUGACACAGCUGAGCACGCGGCUGGCCCCGGGCUCAGUCUCUAUCCUUUUCCGGAAUGAUCAUUUCUCUACUCUCUACAAGCAUCCUCAAUCUCACCAACUCUAUACGCUGGUCACAGACGCUGGGUACGCUGAACACGCUGAAGUUGUAUGGGAGUCUCUCGUAGAUGUCACUGGCUUUAAUGCUGAGUUUCUUUCUGGUGAUUUCCGUGUCGUUAGCCACGGCCCAUCAGGCUCAGAUGCACCCGCCGGCCCUCGAACAUCAAGUGUGGCGGCAACGCUGGACCCAGUUGCGGCAGCUGCCGAGACUGAACAAGGACGCUUAUCGCCUCAAGAGCAGGCAGAUGCAGAUUAUGCAUAUGCACUAUCGCUUCAAUUCCAAGAGGAAGAGGAGCGUGAGCGAACAGAAAAUGAAAAUGGAAACGGGAACCAGGAAAGCCCGCAAACAUCUGGUCCGCGUGCUUCACCACCAACUAGACCUCCCCGCCCUCCUCGUAAUGAGCACUCUCCUACCAUGCCUCCUCGCCCUCGCAAUCAGCCCUCUCCUGCUAUGACCAGCCCUCAUGUUCGGUCCUCAAGCACUCCAAAUAACGUUGGCUCCUAUUCAGCACCCCAAAUGCACAUAAAUCCAGAUGAUGAUCAUAAUGCCCCGCCCCCUCCUUAUGAACAGGCUACCAGUGGUCCACGUUAUUCACCUCCCGACAGACGGCCCCAAUAUGGCAACGCAGCUCGAGAUCAGUAUGCAGAAAAUGGAAACCGACACUCGCAACAACAACACCCGCAACAGCAGCGAUAUCAGAAUCAGAAUCGACCUGACAAUCCUGAUCGAAAUUCAGAUCGCGACCGCAGAAACUCGAAAGACUGUAUCGUGAUGUGA
This is a messenger RNA of Penicillium taxi, 2592 nucleotides long. RefSeq names its product MINDY family deubiquitinase. Gene Ontology annotation, molecular function: cysteine-type carboxypeptidase activity; K48-linked deubiquitinase activity; cysteine-type deubiquitinase activity. NCBI's taxonomy places the organism in Eukaryota, Fungi, Ascomycota, Eurotiomycetes, Eurotiales, Aspergillaceae. The transcript is spliced from 3 exons. Gene Ontology annotation, biological process: protein K48-linked deubiquitination. The record is from RefSeq and is a predicted model, not a curated record. Gene Ontology annotation, cellular component: cytosol; cell periphery. Bases 1 to 2592 code for a protein of 863 amino acids.